AUGAGGCCGGCGAAGGUGUCCUGUCCGUGGUGCGUGGCGCUCGGCUUCAGCAUCAUCACCAUCGCGGUGCUGGUCAGGCGAAGCCAGACUUUCCGCUACUACUUCCGCCUGGCCACCUACUACGUGCUCACGUUGAUCGUGUGCGCGCUGGCAUGCAUUCCGUCCGUGUUUCGACCCUUCGAUCCGGAAAACAUGCUCUUCAUCAGCUUUGGCCUCAAGCAUCUCCGGUGGACCAUAGGCGUGGAAGCAGUGCUGCUCCACGAAGAGCGCAUACCCAAGGACAGGAGAUUCAUAAUGGUCGUCAAUCACCAGUCCAGCUUGGACGUGUACGGUCUAAUGCACGUUUGGCAGGAAUUCCACCCGUGCUUGGCCGUGAUGAAGCGCGAGCUCGUCUACACGGGCCCACUGGCGUUGGUGUGCUACCUUGCCGGCUGCAUUUUCAUAGACCGUCACGAUCCGCGGCAGAGCCACCGAGCGCUCAACGAACGCCUUGAUGAUAUCAGGAAUGGCAAGGCGAGCUUCAUGGUAUUUCCAGAAGGGACUCGGAAUCCGGAACCCAAGAUGCUACCGUUCAAGAAAGGUGCUUUCCACAUGGCCGUGGACUGCCAGGCCCCCGUGGUACCUGUGGUGCUCAGUAAUUACAAAUCCUUCUUCUGCUGUGAAGACAAGAUAUUUAAUGACGGUGUUAUUAAAUUGACCGUGCUGCCCGUAGUCAGCACCGACGGUUUGACCCUGCGUGAUGUGUCGGAUUUGACGAAGCGCGUCCAAAGCAUGAUGCAGGAUGAGCUGGACCAACAGCGAGACGAAGUGGAGGCAACGCGACAGGUGGUGCCCCUCGCCGCCGAUUCACAGCGGGCCGUCGUCACGCAUUUCACCAGCUCGGCAUCAAACGAGUCAGCACAAGCCACUAAGGAAGGACCUGGAAGUGCCCGAAGGAGCAGCCGCUUUGAACGAUCAGUCUGA
Molecule: messenger RNA, 963 nt
Organism: Rhipicephalus microplus (southern cattle tick)
Lineage: Eukaryota; Metazoa; Arthropoda; Arachnida; Ixodida; Ixodidae
Product: 1-acyl-sn-glycerol-3-phosphate acyltransferase beta
Biological process (GO): phosphatidic acid biosynthetic process
Cellular component (GO): membrane; endoplasmic reticulum
Molecular function (GO): 1-acylglycerol-3-phosphate O-acyltransferase activity
Source: RefSeq, a predicted model, not a curated record